Messenger RNA from Symbiodinium sp. CCMP2456, 961 nucleotides. NCBI's taxonomy places the organism in Eukaryota, Dinophyceae, Suessiales, Symbiodiniaceae. The record is from the annotation of a GenBank genome assembly.
GAGCGAAGUUCUUGAAGCCGCGGUCGGAUUGGAGGAUGGAGUUGGAGCAAAUCCCGCCACCUGCUGGCCACGAGGGAAGCCUGCAUUCACAACCGAGUACACUGAGGAAUAUGACCUGAAAGAUCCGAUUGGUUCCUUCAACCGAGUUGGGCGGCAGAUUCUGAAGGAGAUGGUUGACGAGCUCCCCGCACUCUACGAGCUGCCUCAGAAAGAGGCGAAAUGGGUGGAGGAUUCGCUGGAGUACAACACGCAAGGCGGGAAGAUGAAUCGCGGCCUUAUCGUCGUGGAGACUGGAGUGGCGAUCAUGAAACACCAGGGCCGGGAGCCCACCAAUGCUGACCUCAAUCGCUUCGCUGUGUUGGGCUGGGCGGUGGAGUACCUCCAGGCCUGCAUGCUCAUGGCUGAUGACAUGAUGGACGGCUCGGUGACCCGACGCGGGAACCCUUGCUGGUACAGGCUCCCCCAUGUCGGCCUGCUGAAUACCAACGAUUUCCUGAUGGUGGAGAUGUUUGUCUACAAAAUCCUCAAACGACACUUCGGCCAGGAACGCAUCUUUCCUUGGCUUAUGGACCUUUUUCUGGAGACGACUUUCCAGACAGAAUGCGGUCAGCUGUUGGACUCGAUCUGCGCCAACUGCGAGUUGGAGGAGCUGACAACAGAGCGCUGGACGCUGAUCGUGAAAUACAAGACGGCUUUCUACUCCUUCUACCUCCCGGUGGCUCUCGCAAUGCUGGUCACGGGUGUUCGUGACAAGAAGGCCUUCGAUACUGCGCGGGAAGCGUUGCUGCUGAUGGGCAUCUACUUCCAGGCCCAGGAUGACUACUUGGACGCCUUCGCGAGUCCGGAGGUGCUCGGCAAAGUUGGAACUGACAUCCAGGACAAGAAGUGCAGCUGGCUGUUCGCCCAUGCCUACCACGAGCAAAGCACUCCGGAGGCCGCGAGGGUUUCCCAGACCUCAUGA